Trichosurus vulpecula (common brushtail) is the source of this 513-nucleotide messenger RNA. It is a transcript of the gene CFAP276, whose product is annotated as chromosome 7 C1orf194 homolog. The transcript is spliced from 5 exons. Lineage: Eukaryota; Metazoa; Chordata; Mammalia; Diprotodontia; Phalangeridae. The record is from RefSeq and is a predicted model, not a curated record. Bases 1 to 513 code for a protein of 170 amino acids.
AUGCCGGCUACUCGAGACCCCUUACAAAGCCCCAAGUUCAAGAGUGAAGAUACAUACGUGGGCAAAAGGGACUCCCAGAAAGCUCCCUACACCAGCCCAACCCAUAUCAUCCAGCAGCAGGAUCCUUGGAGCCGGCUCCAUGCAACUACCACACUUGCCAGUAUCAGGCGGGAUAUAUAUUUCUAUGACCCAGAGAUCCCCUUGGAUGACUUGGAUUUCCGAAUAACAUCCUUGUACAACCACCAUACUGGAUUGUUUCAGGAUAAGGCACAGGCGCUAGUCCAUCAGGAGAGCAUUAAUGAUACCCAUGGAGCUAUCAAACUUCAGUACCCAGAUGAGAUCCUGCCUCCUCCUCCCCCACCUCCCAUUACUACUCGAGCAAUGAUGAGACACUGGGUCAGCCCCAAGAAGGAGUCAAUCCACAGUGUCCAAGGGACCAUAGUGGCCCCUCACAACGCAGCCACCAAUGGUGGCUUCUCCCGCAAGAACGACGGUGGCUUCUUCUCCACCUAG